Molecule: messenger RNA, 615 nt
Organism: Candidula unifasciata
Lineage: Eukaryota; Metazoa; Mollusca; Gastropoda; Stylommatophora; Geomitridae
Source: the annotation of a GenBank genome assembly
AUGGAGAUCAACUGUUACGGAUUUCUGCUGUUCUGCGCGUAUUUUUUGAUUGCCGAAAGUAUACAUUUUCAUCUCGGCUCGAAUCAAAAGAAGUGCCUUCGGGAGGAGAUUCAGAAAAAUGUUUUGGUUACCGGGGAAUAUGAAGUUCAAGACAAUGGACAAAGAGCAGAUCUCACUGUGACCGAUUCAAGGGGACAUAUUCUCUACUCCAAGGAGAAUGCAAAGAAAGGACGAUUUGCAUUCACCACAGAGGAGUAUGACCAGUUUGAAGUUUGCUUUAAAACAGAAACUACAGGUGGUGUUGCUCAAGAGAGGGAAGUAUUUUUGAGCUUGAAGCACGGUAUUGAAGCCAAGAAUUAUGAUGACAUUGCAAAAGCAGAGAAGUUGAAGCCACUGGAAGUUGAGUUGAGAAGAUUAGAAGAUUUAUCCAAAUCCAUUGUGGAUGAUUUCGCAUACAUGAGGAAACGUGAGGAGCAAAUGAGAGAUACUAAUGAAUCGACUCAUUCUCGUGUGAUGUACUUCAGUGUGUUCUCCAUGCUGUGCCUUUUGGGACUAGCCACCUGGCAGGUCCUGUACCUGAGGCGAUAUUUCAAGGCCAAGAAACUCAUUGAGUAG